AUGUCCACUUCUCGGCCAGAUAUUGCCAUUGUUGGAGGUGGUCCUGCUGGAUUGACAAUUGGCCUUCUGCUCCACAAGAGAGGCAUUCCAUACACGAUAUUUGAGCGCCGCCAGAAGCCCACCGACGAAGAACUAGCCAAGCCUUCCGGCAUGCUCGAUCUCCAUGAAGAAUCCGGUCUAGCUGCUAUCCGUGAGUGCGGGCUAUACGACCAAUUUCUCACGUUUACUGGUGAGUGCUCCGAGGCAGACAGAGUCUCGGACAGAGAUGGCAACAUCCUGUAUGAGGACAAAGGGGAGAUGAGCCAUCGCCCCGAGAUCUCCCGCCACAACCUCACAAAGCUCCUGGCUUCGCAUUUGCCGGUAGAUUCGAUUCAAUGGGGACACAAGCUCCUCUCAGCUUCUCCACAAAGCGACACCAAGCAGACCGUGCUUGACUUUGGUAUCCACGGCAAGCAUGCUUUCAACCUGGUCAUUGGUGCGGACGGUGCCUGGUCCAAUGUUCGCAAGAUGUUGACAGAUGUGAAGCCGCAAUACGCAAGCAUACAGAGCAUUGGCGUGACAGUCCGGAAUAUCACAACCGAAUACCCGCACCUGGCAGAGUUUGUCGGCGAUGGCAGUUUCGCUGCGCUCGGUAAUCGGCAUGGCGUCAUGUCUCAACGCGGAUCGCAAGACUCGGCCCGCAUCUAUGUCUUCCUCACGCAUGAAGAUGAGCAAUUCCAUAUCUCAUCAGGAAUGGCGGGCCAACCGGCUACAUUUGCUAAGGACCGACUCUUGAAGGACGACGCACUGCUUGGCCAAUGGGGUCCCAUCCUCAAGGAGCUAGUGACUGUCGCAUGCGACGAGGAGGCUGCUGACAAUCCAGGCACCCCGGUGGAGAUUAGGCCGAUCUAUAUGCUUCCCCUUGGUACUUCAUGGGAGCACAAUCCCAGCGCGACGGUCAUUGGUGAUGCAGCGCAUUUGAUGUGUCCAUGGGCUGGCGAGGGAGUUAAUGUGGCCAUGUGGGACUCGCUGUUGCUCUCUCAUGCAAUUAUCAAAGCAUAUGAGGUUUCCGGACAAGGAAAUACUUCCUUCCAAAGCGCACUGGCUCCAGCGAUGAAGGAUUUCGAGGUGGAGAUGGUGGCUCGCGCAAAGGGGUUCUCAGAGGAAGCCGUUCAGAACGGGAAGAUGUUAUUUGGGGAGGAUGGUGCGAAGGCUUUCGCCGGAUUCUUUCUCAGCAUGCAGCAACGUAUUAAGAAUGCACAGCGAUAG
Penicillium lagena is the source of this 1248-nucleotide messenger RNA. RefSeq names its product FAD-dependent oxidoreductase. Gene Ontology annotation, molecular function: FAD binding. The coding region runs from base 1 to 1248 and encodes 415 amino acids. The record is from RefSeq and is a predicted model, not a curated record. The transcript has a single exon. Lineage: Eukaryota; Fungi; Ascomycota; Eurotiomycetes; Eurotiales; Aspergillaceae.